GCUUGCGAGAAUGUUUUACCGGGCCGUUUUCCAUUGAGAAGCUCACUGGACUUUUUCAGCAAUUCUUCCGCAAUUCUAGUAGAGUUGCACAUAUUUACUAUUAAAGAGUAGCGCUUCAUUUGUAGUUUACCGCAUUCCUUGCUUAUUUUCUCAAUAAGCUUAACGAAGCUGCAUAUGGGUGUAAUUCCCCCGUUCACCUCAUGGAUGUGUCUCUGACAGAACUGCUCAGUUCCCGGAGAAACUGCGAGCAAAUGCAGAGCUGAUAUUGGCGGAGCUGUCCAGCAGUCCCACCGCAGAAUUAGCCCACAUAUUACACAUUUCUAACAGAUCCUCAUGCAUUUGUUUCAGCAUUGUUGAAAAAAAAAAACCUGUCGAAAUGCAACACAGAGCGAAGGACUGAACAGAGGAAACCGAAGGCAAUGAAGACGAUUGGAUUUACCUGAUUAAUCGGAUUGGUGAAGUUAGAGGAUUGUUCAGUGGAAAUAAUUAUUCAAAUCCAGCCAAAGGUUGCUUAAUGGAAGACUUAAUUACAAUGCCAUUUCAAGCUACAAUUUUGGAAUUUUGUGGAAGGGGAAUUCUGGAGUGAAGUUGGCCACUAUGGGGAAUUUCGUGUUUGCCUUCCUGACACUUCCUGUUCUUCUGUCUCAUGUCAACGUGGCUUUCGGAGCAGAGAAAGUCCCCAUCUUAAACGUAGCAGUGAUCCUGGGGCAAACCCGUUACAUCUCGGACCGAGACAUAAGAGCUCUGUGGAGCAAGGAGGACCCCAUUGAUGUAAACGUGGUGACACUGCUGGUGAAUGAGACUGACCCCAAAAGCAUCAUAACUCAUGUAUGCGACCUGAUGUCUGGGACUAAAAUUCAUGGACUGGUGUUUGGAGAUGGCACCGACCAGGAAGCCAUUUCCCAGAUUUUGGAUUUUAUUUCAUCCCAGACACUGAUCCCCAUUAUGGGAAUCCAUGGGGGAUCUUCCAUGAUUAUGGCAGAUAAGGAUGGAAAGUCCACCUUCUUCCAAUUCGGGGCUUCCAUCCAGCAGGAAGCACUGCUGAUGCUGAAUAUCAUGGAAGAGUACGACUGGCACAUCUUCUCCAUCGUGACCAGCAAGUUUCCUGGAUACCAGGAUUUUAUCAGCAUCCUGAAGAGCACGGUGGAGAACAGCUUUGUGGGAUGGGAUUUACAGAACACCAUCACUUUGGACGCUGUGGAUGGAGAUAUAAAAACUCAGGUGCAGCUGAAGAGGGUUCAGUCCCCUGUCAUUCUGCUCUACUGCUCCAAAGAUGAGGCCAUAUACAUCUUGGAAGAAGCUCGCUCCUUGGGCUUGACUGGGUUCGGUAAUAUAUGGAUCGUCCCCAGCCUGGCAACGGGCAACACAGAGUUCACACCAGAACAGUUUCCUUCCGGGAUGAUCUCAGUGUCUUAUGACGACUGGGACUACCCUCUGGAAAUGAGGGUGCGGGAUGGCCUUGGGAUCAUUACCACUGCUGCUGUGUCUAUGAUGGAGGAAUAUGGUGACAUCCCAGAAGCCAAAACUAGCUGCUAUGGACAACCGGAGAAAACUAAACUACCUCCCAGUGCUUUAAAGAAAUAUAUGAUGAAUGUGACCUGGGAUGGCAGGGAUCUGUCCUUCACAGAAGAUGGUUACCAAGCCAACCCCAAAUUGGUUGUUAUAGUCCUGAACAAGGAAAGACAAUGGGAAAAGAUGGGGAAAUGGGAGAACAAGACCCUGACCUUGAAGUACCCCGUCUGGCCUCGCUUCAACUCCUAUGGAGACAACGAGGCUGACGAGAACCACCUGAGCAUCGUGACACUGGAGGAGGCACCCUUUGUGAUAGUGGAGAACGUGGAUCGCCUGACAGGCACCUGCAUGAGGAACUCCGUGCCCUGCCGCAAGCACAUCAAGGACAAUUCUAGUGUGGAAGGAACAUACAUCAAAAAAUGCUGCAAGGGGUUUUGCAUCGACAUCCUGAAAAAGAUCGCCAAGAACGUCAAAUUCACCUAUGACCUCUAUCUAGUGACCAACGGCAAGCAUGGCAAGAAGAUCAACAACGUGUGGAACGGGAUGGUGGGAGAGGUGGUGUACAAGAAGGCCGUCAUGGCUGUCGGGUCACUGACAAUCAACGAGGAGCGGGCAGAAGUCAUUGAUUUCUCCGUGCCCUUUGUGGAGACGGGCAUCAGUGUCAUGGUGUCCAGGAGCAAUGGCACCGUGUCUCCGUCUGCAUUCCUGGAGCCCUUCAGCGCGUCCGUGUGGGUGAUGAUGUUUGUGAUGCUCCUUAUUGUGACAGCCAUGGCUGUCUUCGCCUUCGAGUACAUCAGCCCCCUGGGAUUUAACAGAAACCUUGCACAAGGCAAAGAUCCCCACGGACCCUCCUUUACCAUCGGUAAAGCUAUAUGGCUCCUCUGGGGCCUUGUCUUCAACAACUCUGUGCCCGUAGAGAAUCCCAGGGGAACCACCAGUAAAUUCAUCGUAUCCGUAUGGGCCUUCUUCGCCGUGAUAUUUCUGGCCAGCUACACUGCCAACCUGGCGGCCUUUAUGAUCCAGGAGGAGUUUGUCGACCAAGUCACUGGCCUCAGUGACAAGAAGUUCCAGAGUCCAAACUCCUAUUCACCCCCAUUCCGCUUUGGAACCGUUCCUAAUGGAAGUACGGAGCGGAAUAUCCGGAAGAACUACCCAGAUAUGCAUCAGUACAUGGUAAAAUAUCACCAGACUGGCGUACAGGAUGCACUGGUCAGCCUUAAAACUGGGAAACUGGAUGCUUUCAUAUAUGAUGCUGCCGUGCUGAACUACAUGGCUGGUCGGGAUGAGGGCUGCAAGCUUGUGACCAUCGGAAGUGGUUAUAUCUUCGCCACCACAGGCUACGGGAUUGCCCUCCAGAAGGGUUCGUACUGGAAGCGGCAGGUUGACCUGGCGAUCCUGGGCAUCAUCGGAGAUGGUGAGAUGGAGGAGCUCGAAGCACAGUGGCUUACUGGCAUCUGUCAUAAUGAGAAGAACGAGGUGAUGAGCAGUCAGCUGGAUGUGGACAAUAUGGCGGGUGUCUUCUAUAUGCUGGCCGCAGCCAUGGUCCUCAGUCUUAUUGUCUUCAUCUGGGAACACUUGUUCUACUGGAAGAUGCGCUACUGCUUCACUGGCAUGUGCAGUGGGAAGCCGGGGAUGCUCUUCACCAUCAGCAGGGGGAUAUGGAGUUGCAUCCAUGGGGUCCACAUUGAGAUGAAGAAGAAGCCCGAGCUGGACUUCAGCCCACAGGCGAACAUGCUGAACAUCAUAAAGUCUGCCAAGCAGAUGACCAACAUGACCAACAUCAGCGUGUCGAGAAUCAAUUCUCCCAAGCGUCCUGGGGAUUUCAAGCACUCCAGUACUCCCAUGCUUAUGGACAUGAUGGCGGAUAAAGGGAAUUUUGUCUAUACGGAAAACCGGAGCUAUGUGCCGAAGGAAGGGAUCUAUGGCGAGACCACCGACAUAGCAUACCUGACCAACCGACACAAGGAUCACCUGAACAACUACGUCUUCCCGGGUCAGCAUCCCCUAACCCUGAAUGAGGCGAACCCCAACAAAGUGGAGGUGACCGUCAGUGAAGAUGCCUCUCAGGCUAACUCCAAACCACGUGCCCUGUGGAAGAAGUCAGUGGAAACGCUACGUCAGAACCAGAGCUCCAUCCAGGGUACCCUGUCACCUGACCCUCGCCUGUCUAUGAAAAGCCAGCGAUACCUGCCCGAGGAUGCUGCCCACUCUGACAUUUCCGAGUGCUCCAGCAGGGCCGCGUCCUACAAAGAUCUUGACAACAACCAGAAGCACCAAAAACCUAAAGAUAACUUAAAAAAAAAAUCCAUGACGUUGAAAUUCCCUAAGGAUUGCAGCGAAAUGGAGUUGUCCUACUUAAAGGGCAAGCAGGUAGGACAGUCUCGAGAAAAAAUAUACACCAUAGACUCAGACCAUGAGCUUAGCUUGCGUUCAGAUUCUCUUCUCUACAGGGGGAGCAGGGGUGUACCCGAGGAUUUGGAUUGUCCCGACAUUUAUUCAGAUCACAAUGACAACUACAGGAAAUCAGAUCAGCUAAUCAUCCAGCUCAACAGCAGCCCUUUGCAUCACGUCAGCACCAACGUCACCCCUAACAAUAAAAACAAAUUCAACAUGCAUACCAAACAUUUUACCCUGAAAGAAAAAAAUGUCAGCUCGCAUGAAACAAAUGACCGCUAUAAACAGACUCACUGUCGCAGCUGCCUGUCUAAGGUCCCAAAUUAUUCGGGCUUGUACACUGUCAGGUCCCCUUAUAAUCGCUGUGAGGCAUGUUUGCACAUUGGCAACCUUUAUGACAUUAGCGAGGACCAGAUGUUACAGGACUCCACAAGCCCCCCUGUGCAACAGGGAGAAAUAUUCAGCCAUUACUGGCCCCAGACUGUGGGACCACAGACACUACAGAGCAGUAAACUGGGAAUCACCAGGCAGCAUUCCUAUGACAAUAUCCUUGAGAGGCCCAAAGAGACGGAUGUGGAUAAGCCGGCACGCAGUGUCAGCUUGAAGGACAAGGAAAGGAUUACGGACGAUGACCCGUAUGCAAACGUUUUGAACGUUAAGCCAGACUAUGCAUUCUUUAACAAAACCAUGCCCUUCAACCAUAACUUGGGGGAAAGCAAACGCAGUAGGUCACUUUACCCCGAUCACCCAUCGGACAACCCUUUCGUGCACUCUUUUCGCGACGAUCAGCGCCUGGUGCAUGGCAGCAGCUACUCAGACAUUUACAGACAGCUGGCACCAAGAAACGACAGCAAUCUGAAGCUUUCGCUGAAGUCCGCCACCUCCUAUUGCUCUAGAGACGGUCGAUUAGCCAAUGACGUGUACUUUUCUGAGCAUGCAAUGCCUUAUGUAGCUAACCAGACUAUUUCAUACACGACACCCCGGGUUCUGAAUUCUUGCAGCAAUAGACGAAUAUAUAAGAAAAUGCCUAGUAUUGAAUCAGAUGUAUAAUGCUCUUUGUAAAGCUCUAUAUGGAACUAUUUAAGUAAGUCACUCACAUCCAAAUGAGGAGUAUUACAUAUUUCUUGGAAACAGAUGUUUUUAAAGAAGUGUAUUUUUUCCUCUUAAUUUGUUUUUGUGUAUUAAUAUGUUGACCAUAUAUGGCUUGCCAAUGGUUUAUAGCGUUUUAAUUUAGACUUUUAGUGAUAUUUUCUGACCUUAGAGUAUAUUGGAGACAAACUGGUGUUUUGAGCAGUUAGAGUUACUGGUUGAGGUUACCAUCUUUUCUUAGGAUAAUGGAAUGAAACUUGGGAAAGGGGGGGUGAGGGCUUAUAUUGGGAUUCGGAGGUGGUGAAACUCUCUUUCAGCAUUGUGUCACCAUGAGGAAAUCGAUAGGCUUGGUAAUUAUUAAUAUUUACAUAUUUUAUUGCCUAAUGUUUGAGUCUGAAUGUAAUGUUGCAAUGUCUGGACUAAUGUACAAUAAAAUAGCUUCAGUGAUAAUCUGGAUAGUAGAAUAUUUACACUGAAUCUUUGUUAGUAUGUUUUCAUCCUUUUUUUGUCUUUGGCUGAUGAACAGUUUAAUGAAAUACAACCAAUAUGGUUUAGAGAAACGGGUGAAAAUUCAAAAUAGCCAUUCGAAUGAGAAAUGUGCCCAUAUCAGUCAGAAAAUUAAAUAGCACCUUGAGGUAUCUGCAGUACAUCCAAAAUAUUUUAGUAAGUUUAGUCUUGGUCAACCACCAUAUUGUUUAGAAAUCCCGUGUUGUUGAUUAUAUCUGGAAAUUAAAGGGGGAUUCCCAUGAUAAUGAUCACGUUAUUUCUAUUCUUCACCAGAUUAUUUCCCAUAUAUCCCAGGAAUGCACCUCAAACAGAGGACUGGCCCUCUAUUACUCAAAAUGACCAGUCUGUAGUUUUGUUCAGAUUACAAUGGAUAGAUUUAUCAUCUAUGUAUUUUUCUGAUCUCAGCCACCAUAGUCUGUCUUCUGUGAAUCAGGUACAUAGGGCAACAUUUUUAUACAGAAGUCAUCUGCAUUUCUUUAGAGAUCCGUGUUACUGCACAAUGUGCACUCAUAUCUGAAAACAGAGUGACAAAGCACCAGGUAUUAAUCAGGACCAUGAACAUAGCAACUAAAGACUUUUCGCAUAGCCGUCUGAUCAUCUCUGCUUUGUUAAAAUGUCUCUAUGCAUCCUUCUUGGACUGCAUUGUGAUUUCAUUCUCUCACAGUUUGUAAGCGACAUCAUCAUUCUUUUAACUGACAGAAUACCGGCAGUCUAUUUCAUGUGUCACUAUCAAAAUGUUGAUUCUGUUAGUAUAGCUGAAUCACAAAGACUGCUGAUUGAAUAUCCUGAGCAGAAUGACUUGGUCUUCCAGGUCAGCCUGCUAACUAGUGUAUGUGCAACUGAUACAGAGAGUGUUUCAAGGCUAAAUGAUCUGUUUCUUGAUGUAUUUCAGUGAAUUCUGCCCUCAUCCCCUUCCGGAGGUGACUUUGUUAGUGUAGACAUGGUCAGAAAAUACUUUUUGAAUAUCAAUCUUUUUAUAUAUACAUAAAUAUCAGAAAGGAAAAAAAAAUUACAUGGAGAUUUAAAAGCUUCUAAGAAGGUCAAUAUAUCCAGAUUAAACAAAAUAAUCUCUCUAGGGGCAUUUUGUUUGAUCACAUGCUGAAAUCCAACCGAACCACAUAUACAUUAAACUUUCUUUAGGAAACAGUAGACGUAAUAUGUGCUUCCGCGUUCUCUGUUGUAAAUGCUGAAUUUAGGAGGUGGGACUUUGCAAUCAAAAGCAUUACUUUGCAGCCCUAGAUGGUGGAAUAGAGAUUCACCCCUUUACACACUCAAUAUGCCCUUCCACGUGAUUCCACGUCAUAGGUUCAAAACCGCAUCAUGGUUGUGGGUCUAUGCUAGGUUUUCAGGUAGAAGCUCAUUAAAGGUGUGUUCAUUUUGUUAAAUUUUGUAAAAUACUGAUAAUAAAUUAUUGCAAUACUACCUUUCAGUAUUAUUAUAGAUGUGGGGCUUUUAGUUUAAUGUUUCUGGUUUAUCAUGUAUCACACUUACUGCCAUUCUUAAAGCAUUAUUUCAUUUCUUGUCUUUGGUUUAUUUAACGGUAGUUCCUUACCAGAAUUUAUUAUUUUGCAUGUAUAUUUGAACAAAAAAAUAACUAUAUGGAAAUGUUCUUACUGAAGUGGAUGCUUGUGCAGUCAAAUUUGCAAGCUGUAAUUCGUGACCCUGGCUUAACAAGCACAAACCAUUCCAUGUGAACAUUUGCCAUGCUAUUGUGAAAUACUUUAUGGACUUUCCAUCUGAAACAGGGUAAUAAAUAAUUCGAAGUUGUACACGAUAUUUUGAAAGCUUUAUUACUCUUUUAUUUCACUAUUUUAUUUAUUUUAUUUUUUUAGUGCUAUCAUAUUUUGGAGCUGUACGUUGUGUAAUAACCUGUUCGCAUUAUGCUGUCAUUCAGUCAAGAGCGGCAUGUAAAGCUACGUAUGGAAUUAAACAUUUAAAGCCUCAGCUGCUCAUAAUUAUAAGUUAAUAAAACCGCAAAAAAGAAAUUCUAGAGAAUAUGGA
Molecule: messenger RNA, 7503 nt
Organism: Brienomyrus brachyistius
Lineage: Eukaryota; Metazoa; Chordata; Actinopteri; Osteoglossiformes; Mormyridae
Product: glutamate receptor ionotropic, NMDA 2A-like
Exons: 13
Coding region: 598-4956 (1452 amino acids)
Biological process (GO): synaptic transmission, glutamatergic; monoatomic ion transport; excitatory postsynaptic potential
Cellular component (GO): postsynaptic density membrane; NMDA selective glutamate receptor complex; plasma membrane
Molecular function (GO): NMDA glutamate receptor activity; transmitter-gated monoatomic ion channel activity involved in regulation of postsynaptic membrane potential
Source: RefSeq, a predicted model, not a curated record